Molecule: messenger RNA, 1416 nt
Organism: Clarias gariepinus (North African catfish)
Lineage: Eukaryota; Metazoa; Chordata; Actinopteri; Siluriformes; Clariidae
Gene: tvp23b
Product: trans-golgi network vesicle protein 23 homolog B (S. cerevisiae)
Exons: 7
Coding region: 412-843 (143 amino acids)
Biological process (GO): protein secretion; vesicle-mediated transport
Cellular component (GO): Golgi membrane
Source: RefSeq, a predicted model, not a curated record
GUGUGAGGUGUUUAAUCUCUCUGAGGUCUGUGGAGAGAGAGAGAGAGAGAGAGCUAACCUGGGGGCCGAAUCACACAUGACGUCACUGCCAAUGUGAAGUGCCAGUUGCUCAGCCCUAAUCCUCAGUGUUAAACUGAUCAUGAGUCCAAAAAAGUGCUGAUCAGAGGUCAUCUGCAGGAGAUCAUUAACAUACAGGAGACAUAGAGACAGGAGACAUAGAGACAGGAGACAUUCUUAAGUGACUCUAGCGAGGACGUGUCGUUAUUCGACGCUGAAGAGGAGACGGUGAGAAGUUCACGGAAGUCAAAGAUCAAACACCCAGUGGCGUCGUUCUUCCACCUGUUCUUCCGUGUCGGAGCGAUCCUGGUCUAUCUCCUGUGUGAGUUACUCAGCAGCAGCUUCAUCGCCUGUAUGGUCUCCAUCAUCCUCCUCCUGUCAUGUGACUUCUGGACAGUUAAAAACAUUACAGGCCGGUUGCUGGUGGGUCUGCGCUGGUGGAACCAGGUUGAUGAAGAUGGGAACAGUCACUGGGUGUUUGAGUCUAGGAAGGUGAGUGGGACUGAGCGCUCGGCGUCUCUGGCAUCUAAUGCAGAAGCUCGGAUCUUCUGGCUCGGUCUGAUCAUCUGCCCGGUGCUGUGGAUCAUCUUCACUUUCAGCACACUCUUCUCCUUCAGGAUUAAAUGGGUGGCGGUGGUGUUACUGGGUGUGGUUCUGCAGUGUGCUAAUCUUUAUGGUUACGUUCGGUGUAAAGUGGGAACCAGCAGCAACCUGAAGAACAUGGCUACCACCUACCUGGGAAAGCAGUUCCUAAGACAGGCUGUGAAUAAACAGGACGCAUCAUAAAUGUGGAACUCUGCUGUCUGUGUCUGUGUUCCUGAAAAAAAACCAAUUUCCUGGAGUUUUGUUUACAGAAGGAGUUCUGUGCUUAUGACCUUUAGUGUUUUUACACACACACACACACACACACACAUUAAUCAUCCAUUUGUAUCCUCAUCUCAGAUUUAUUUAUUCUGUAAGUGUUAUUAUACUGUAUGUAAAUAAUGUAAAGAUUUACAUAUUUAAUAUUAUUAUAUUAGUAUUAAAUCUCACUCUCAAAUGUGUAAGAGGCAAAAUGAAUAAUCUCUGUCCUGAUUUCGUCAAUAAAAAAAAGAUAAAAAUGCUCAUUUUUAUUGUAACAUAGUUACAGUUAAAUUACAAUGUCUUUUUUUUUGUUGUUGUUGCAAUGUUUGGUUUAUUAGGGCUUAAAGACUGUACAAGUAUAAUCACAUUUGCAGGGUUUAAAAAAGAAUAAACAAAUAAAAUGUGAAGGACCAAUAAAGCCAUGAACCAGGUUGACUGUACAGACAAAUUGCAGAAAAGACAAAAAAGAUUAAAAUGUACAAACAAAAGAACAACAAUAAAAAAUAACAAUAAAUA